This is a messenger RNA of Cadophora gregata, 357 nucleotides long. RefSeq lists its product as uncharacterized. Bases 1 to 357 code for a protein of 118 amino acids. The transcript has 2 exons. The record is from RefSeq and is a predicted model, not a curated record. Lineage: Eukaryota; Fungi; Ascomycota; Leotiomycetes; Helotiales; Ploettnerulaceae.
AUGGAAUUCACCGAUGAUUCCUGCUACGAGGAGUUCACCACCCUACAGACAAAGCGCAUGUUCGACAUGUGGUACUACUACCGCGAUCCCCGUCCCUGCUUCGCAGACAACUGUCUCCGUGCUCUCCGCUCCUCGAGCGUGCCAGGCCGCUUGGAAGAAUCGCAGGCGUUCUGUCAUGACUUCACGAUGUUCUUGGUCAAGGAGGUUUCGCUCGUCAAGCCGUACGCAGCGUCCGCUUGCGAUGGAAAUGUCAUCUCGAGAGUCUCCUCGGCUUGCUCGUGCUUGCCGUACCCUACAUCCACUACUUCACCAUUACCUACAUCUACUACUACACCUACACCUACAUCUACUGCAUGA